Molecule: messenger RNA, 5332 nt
Organism: Argiope bruennichi
Lineage: Eukaryota; Metazoa; Arthropoda; Arachnida; Araneae; Araneidae
Exons: 8
Coding region: 514-5157 (1547 amino acids)
Source: RefSeq, a predicted model, not a curated record
UCAUCCCUCUGAUUUGGCGGGAUUGCAUUCGACCGGAGUGCAGCAUAUCUUCCUGAAGCACACAUGCGGUAUUAAUUAGACGUGAAAGUUAAUUUCACGGUAUCAGUUUGCUAAGGAAUUAUUAGUUUUAGUUUUAUCAAACUAAAAAUAUGAAGUCACAUUUCUGAAAAAAAAAAAAAACAAUUUAAAAUUUUCCGAUUAGUAAUUGCGCAUGCGUCAUAGGAAACAUGGAUAUCACUUCUGUGCUUAUGUAUCGAUGACGUUAAUGCUUUUCCUCUUUUACGAAAGAUGCAGCACCUAGCUCUUUUCUAACUACACAUGCGCAAUGCGACUUAACCUCGAGCGGUUAUAUCCUGUGAAUCAACCGUUGUGUUAUUGGAGGUGAUUUUUUUGUAUUGCUCGGCGUUUAUCCAAAACACUAUGGGGAUUGUUAAAAAAAAAUGCACAAUUAAUUUUUGAAAUUGCUUAUCAGCUUGCUAAACAUUUAAUAGAAUGCAUGAAACUUGAUUGAACAUGGAGCAUGAACAACCAAUAAAUGCAUAUGUCUGUCAGUACUGUAAAGGAUCAUUUGAUCAACUUGAAAACUUGAACAAACAUGUGCAGAAAAUACACACAGUUAGCUCUUCUGGGAAGGAAAAUCGCAUUUGUCCACUCUGUGGCACACAGUGUUUAAGGAUCGAAGGGUACCGAAACCAUUUACGGCACAUACACGGUCAUAAUGAGGAGGGACAAGUGGUCUUAUUUAAAUCUUUUAAUGAUUUUUUGGUUUGGAAAAAUGAAUUGGAGAAGAGGAAUUACUGUAAAUAUGUAAUGAGAGAACCUCCCAAAAAAUUACCAUCGAAUGAUAAGACUCAUAUUUAUCGAUGUGACAGCUCAGUUGGAUCAAUGAGGGAAAAGAAAAGUGGAGUUGCAGUUAAAGAUAGCUGUCCUGCAGUUAUAACUGCCAUUGAAUCUACAAAAACAAAAGGUGUUAAAAUUGAGCACUGGAAUACUCAUGUUGGUCAUAUUAUUCCAAUUGAAGAGGAUGAACUGGAUGCCGCUAUUGGUUCUUUGGGAACUACUGAAAUAGUUUUAACUUCUGAUCAGAAGUAUCAAUUUGAAGGUCAAAGUCCAGAUGGAAACAUAUUUUUUAUCACCGAAUCAAAUGAUAGUUCUUUAUCUGAAACAUUUGUGAAGGAAGUAUCUAAAAAAUCUUCUAAUUUAUUUCAAAACACAAACAAUAAAAUACCAGACAAUUUUUCUAAACCAGCAUCUCAGAAGUUUUCAUAUAAAAAGGAUCCAACAAAAAAAUCUGGAUCUUUUAGUUAUAGUUUGGCUUCAGUAGCAUGUAUGAAACCAAGUGCAAAGAAAAAAAUAGUUACUCCACCACCUAUAACUACUACGAGCAGUGUAGCAGAUAAUGUAAGCACAGCUAUUACCAAUUCUGAUGUUCUGUCACCAGCACCAGCUUCAUCUGUUGCUACCUCUGAAGUUGAAUUAGUCACCGAAAGUAUUGAUGAUGCAAUUACUGAUAUUUCAUCAAAUAAUGAUAUUUCCAUCAUUUCAUCAAAUACUGAUACUCCUGUCAUUUCAUCAAAUACAGAUACUCCUGUCAUUUCAUCAAAUACAGAUACUCCUGUUGUUUCAUCAAAUAUAGAUACUCCUGUUGUUUCAUCAAAUACUGAUGCUCCUGUCAUUUCAAAGGAGGAAGAAACUCCAGCCACUCCUGCAACCACAUCUGAAAAUGUAUCUAUUGCAAAUACUACCCCCAUUACAAACCAGACCUUUGAAUUUAUUAAUGAUGGCUCUUUAUCUGGCCAAGUUGUUCUCUUAAAUUCUUUACCUGGGCAGAACAACAAUCAAAAUGUAAUGGUUGGUUCUGAUCAAAAAUUUAUAUCAAUUGGACCUGCAAUAAAUGUUGGAACAGUAUCACCAAAGAAAGGAAAAACUUCCAAGAAAUCUCGGAACACUGUUGCACCUUCUCAAAUUAUUGUAAUUCCUACUGCAACUGAAAAAGAAAAUGUUUCAUCAGUUAAAAAUAUAUUGGAUGUUCCACAAAAUCCUGUUUGUCAUGAUAAUGUAAUUAAAAGUCCUACAGCUAGCAAUAAAAGCUCUGGACCAUCAAUUUUGAAAAGAACAAAAAAAGCUGUACAAAAACCACCCAAAAAAAGUGCCUCUUCUUCAGUGAAGAAUAUUACAUUUGGUACAAAGAAUGCAAUAGAAAAGACUAUUUCUGCAGAGCAAAAACUCAGUUUGGGAUUAAAUCCAUCUUUAGAUGUAACUAUUAUUGAGGCUGUUGAACCUGCCCAAAGUACUGUUAACACUUUCCCAGGAAAUGUUAAAAUUGCUAAUUCCUCUGCUCCAACUGCAAAUAGCACAAGUAUGAAAUUAGUGUCAAAUAUUCAAAAUACAUCAAUUACUAAUUCAACAUUAACUGUCAGUAAACCUGUUUCAUCAAUUGCUCAAAAUUCAGUUCCAUCAAGUAUUUCAAACAUUCCUCAAGUUAAUCCAAUCUUAUUGAAUUCUUUUCCCCCAGGUCAAACCUUUAUGUCUAUUAACAACAAUCUUAUACCUAUUGGUACUCCAGCUGCACCUUUAUUGCCAUCUAAUUUCAGUCCAGGUAUUGUUUUAACUCCACCUGUUCCUCCAUCUCCAAUUACAAGACCUGUUCGGCCUAGAAUGACUGUUCCUCGUCCACCAGCCAAGAAUAAAAUGACUUAUUCUCGCUUAGCAUCACGUCUACCUGUAUCAUCAUCAACACCAAUUGAAUCUUCUGAUAAAAAGUCACAAAGCAAACAGACAAAUACUGGACCUGCUACUUGUAUAAAAAUUCCACCUCAUACUUCUACUGUUCCAUUGCUUUUGAUUCCUAACUCUGGAAGUCAAAUCGGACCUUCAGUGCCUUUUUCUAGUCCUUUUGUAGCAAGUAGUGUAAAUUCCACUCUCUCAUCUACAGUAAGACCAAAUAAAACUCAACCAAUCAUUUCAAGUCCUCUUAUUCCAGGUGGAGUGUGUUCUGUUCUACCUAGACCAUUAAUAUCCAAUAGCAAUCUUCCAAUUUUUACACAUUUACCACCAGGAGCUCAGCUCAUACCCACUCCAAUAAUUUCAGGCAUACCUGCUUCAUUUUUAAAUAAUAAUGGGCCACAGACUUCUAAACCAUUAUUACAAAAUCUUCCAAUAUUAACUAGUACAGCACAACAGGUUCCGAAAUCAAUAUUGCAAAAUGUUUCUCUUGCAGCUCCUUUGAUUGGGCAACCUCCUGUAGCUUCUAAAACUAUUGUUUCAACUACUGUAUCUAAUACAAUCAAAGUCCAAAAAGUACAGCUACCUUUUUCUAAAAUUAUCACAACAAAUUCUAAUGCAACACUUAAGAACAUUACUAGUGUUUCUACUAACCUUUCUGAAUCUACUAAUGUGAGCAGUGUGGUAUUGAAUACUCAACCAAUUAGCUCUGCACCUGCAAUUAAUAUUCCUCCACUAGCAUCUAUUGCCGGUCGUAAGCCUGGAUCUGUAAUAUUUGAAUCUCAAGGAGAUAUGUACAUGCUUGAACCUGUGGAAGAUAAUUUACAAAUCAGUAAUAAUAACUCUGUUAGCAAUAUCACUAAUAAAAUAAGUACAGCUGUUCUUAAUGUCAGUGAAAAUAAAGAAGCUAAGAAAUCUAAUGAAAUGAGAGAAUCUGCUUCUGAUGGAAAUAAAGCCAAUUUAUCUAGUCUUCAAAAAGAAAAAUUUCUAGAAGGUCAAAGUAUCUUAGAUACAAAAGUUGAUGGGUAUGUUAAAUCAUUGCCUGUUAGAAAAAACAGUGAUAUAAAAAAUAGCGUACAAAUAAAAUCCAUUGUUCAAGAAAAGAGACAUUCUAAAGAUGAUGAUGUUGAGAUAUUAAAAAAAGUAAAAUACUAUCAAUUGGAAAUGAAAUUUUUGUCAUCUCAGGCUGAGUGCAAACGAUUAAGGCUUGAAUUAGCUAAGGCUCAAAAGAAGAACAAAGAAAUUGUAAAAAGUGAUACUGAUUUGCUUUUUGGUGAAAAAUCGAUGAAAGGAAAUGCUGAUGAAGAUGUCGUGGACAUUGAUAUAACUUCAAGCAACAAUAAUUUGCAAUUGAAUCAAACUUUUAUCGAUGGAAAUGUUGCUGAAAACAUGGCCAUGGAUAUAGAUAAUGCUAGUCAUGAAAAGAAUGAUAAGACUACAGCAGACUUAAGUGUAGGUAUUCAGGCUUUAAAUAGCACUAAGUUAAGUAAUCAGUCUGAUGCUGAUUCAGGUGAUUCUAAUCCUGGUAGUGAUAUCUGUGCUGAAUCAGAAGAUUCUAAUUGUGAUGGCAAUAGCCUUGUUGACUCUGGAAAUUCUAACCUUAGUUCCAUUGUUGAUCUGUCCUCAAAAGAAAAUCAAGCUAAAGAUAGCUUGGGUAAUCAAAAUAAUAAUCAUGAUUUAAAAAUUAUGAACUCUGAUGUUGAAUUAAGGGUAGAAAGUGACUUAAAACCCCAAAAGGAAACACACAAUGCAUUAAAUAAAGAAUUCCAAAAUAUUAAUACUCAAAAAAAUGAAUCAAACAAUUUGAAUUCAUGUAAACAAACUUAUAAAACUGGCUCAAAGGAAAAACUUAAAGACAGCAAUAAAUCUGUGUUAAUAAAUGUAGAUGAAACUUCUGGAAAUCACUUUCAAAAACUGACCGAUGAAUUAAUGGAUAUCAGUGAAACCGAGGACAACGUUAAGAAUGUAUCGGAAGAAAAUCAAACUGUAAAGAAUUCUGAAAUUGCAGAUCAAUUUGUAGUUGAGGAAUCAAAUGAUAAGCAUAUGCAUGUGUCAAAUAAAGAAAUUUCUGUGCAAAAUAAUAAUUUAGACAGUAAAGAGCAUUUGAUUGAACAUAAUGAAUUAUCUAAACAGAAAGCUGUAAAUGAAGAAGACUUCAUGGAUUUCAUUGAACAAAAUAACAGUAAUCUUGAAAUUGGAAAUAUUAAUCCACCCUGUGAUAACACUCAGUUUCAAGAAACUUUAAAAGAUUUGGAAAUUCAAUAUGGGAAAAAAGAAUCCUCAGAUAUUUAUACUAUGAUACGCACAUCAGUUUUGCGUAGCCUUUAUGAUGAUAUGAAAACAUUAUGUGAAGAAAAUAAAAAAUUGUAUGAAAAACUUCAAAAAUGCAGGUCUGCAGAAGAAAGUUGUGAAACUGACAAACUUCACAGUUAAAAACAGGAAGCAAAAUAUUUGUGAUAAUAUUUUUGUACAAAUAUUAUAUUGUAUUAUAUUUUAUAAUAAAUCAGUGUAUAAAUUUUAAAUUAUUACAGACAAUUUUAUCUUUUAUGACAGAAAAACUGUUACAUUGCAUUAUUUUAUCAUAAUUCUGUUUUGUUUAUGACAUAAU